Messenger RNA from Halteromyces radiatus, 917 nucleotides. RefSeq lists its product as uncharacterized. The record is from RefSeq and is a predicted model, not a curated record. NCBI's taxonomy places the organism in Eukaryota, Fungi, Mucoromycota, Mucoromycetes, Mucorales, Cunninghamellaceae. The coding region runs from base 82 to 837 and encodes 251 amino acids. The transcript is spliced from 2 exons.
CAUGGAUCAGCAUUAGCUUUAUGUUCUGGAAAUGGUACAUGCACGUGCCAUUCAAACAGUACUCCUUGUAACAACUCAACUAUGACAAACGCAUUACUAUCAUCAUCAUCGUCAUCAUCACCAUCAUCACCAUCAUGUUGCAAUACAUUAUCAUCAUCCAUCCCUGCGACGCCACAUAGCUGCCAAUCUCAUCAAUUGCAACAACAACGACAACAACAUCAUCAUCAUCCAUAUUGUCAUGGUCAUCACGCAUGUACGCACACAUCAUCAGCUCCAAUUAUAUUACCAGUAUCAGCUUGUUGUUCAACAUCACCUUCGCCAUCUUCAUCCUGUUUUUCUCGACCACAUUGUUACCAUUCUUCUUUUCCAACUUCCUAUCGACAUCACCGCAAUCACCAUCAUCGAUGUCGCCAUCAUCGCUCUCAUGCUUCAUCUCCAUCUAAAAAGCAAGUCAAAAAGUCCACUUCUAUGAUGACAACCAAAGUGGAUGAUCAUGUUACAUCAAAAUCAGUUCUUGAACAAAAAGGACAACGGCGUCGACAGCAACGUAAACAACAUCCAUUAGUGACUUCUCAACCCAUGCUCAACACUACCGCAGACAAGAAUGAUAAAGAAGAGGUUUUAUAUGAUGAUGAUGACGAUGACGAUCAUACAAUCAAUGGUGGUGGCGAUGAUCCUAGCUCACCUAUCAAGAAGGUACCAUCACGUCCUUUACUCCGGUCCUUCUUACCUCGUGCUCCUCGUUUCUCUACUUCCAUCCCUCGGCAACCAUCCAAACAAAAUUCUCGUAUCCCUUCAUCAAAAUCAAGUUAUUCUUGGAUUCCCACACGUUCCUGAUUCCCUUCUUUUAUUAUUUUUAUUAGUAUUAUUAUUAUGAUUAUCUAUUAUUAUCUAUCACCUAUAAUUAUUUAUUAUCC